Molecule: messenger RNA, 2684 nt
Organism: Scleropages formosus (Asian bonytongue)
Lineage: Eukaryota; Metazoa; Chordata; Actinopteri; Osteoglossiformes; Osteoglossidae
Product: ras-related protein Ral-A
Exons: 5
Coding region: 327-947 (206 amino acids)
Biological process (GO): signal transduction
Cellular component (GO): membrane
Molecular function (GO): GTP binding; GTPase activity
Source: RefSeq, a predicted model, not a curated record
AAAAGCGUACAGUAGUACAAGAAAGGGGAGAGGCGGCAGCUUUGGGGUUUGUCGGGCGCGCAGGGAGUGAACGGAGGGUGUGAGCACCGGAGUAAGAGCCAGAGGCUGGGAAGACAUUAAAAAUAAGACGAAGAAAGGGGGAAAGAGCCGCUUCAGCAGUCCGCCCUUUAUUUUUAUGCCAGCUGGCUGCUCAUCGGCGGAGACUGACUGGAGCAGCAGAUAUCUACAGCACACUUGAGACCGAUUCUACAGGACUUUCCGCACUUUUUCAGUCCCUUUCUCUCUUUCUGUCCUGUUCUGCCCUUCCCACCCCUGCAAGCACAGUCAUGGCAGCCAGCAAGCCUAAGGGGCAGAAUUCGCUGGCCCUGCACAAGGUGAUCAUGGUGGGCAGCGGCGGUGUCGGGAAGUCAGCCCUCACUUUGCAGUUCAUGUACGAUGAGUUUGUGGAAGACUAUGAACCCACCAAGGCAGACAGCUACAGGAAGAAGGUAGUUCUGGAUGGUGAGGAGGUCCAAAUUGAUAUUCUGGACACGGCAGGCCAAGAGGACUACGCUGCCAUUCGGGACAAUUACUUUCGCAGUGGAGAGGGAUUCCUCUGCGUCUUCUCCAUCACAGAGCUGGAGUCCUUCGCUGCAACUGCCGACUUCAGAGAGCAGAUCCUGCGUGUGAAGGAAGAUGAGAACGUGCCCUUCCUGCUGGUGGGCAACAAAUCAGACCUAGAGGACCGCCGACAAGUGAGCGUCGAGGAGGCCAAGGCGCGUGCCGAACAGUGGGGCGUCAGCUAUGUGGAGACCUCAGCCAAAACCCGGGCCAACGUGGACAAGGUUUUCUUUGAUCUAAUGCGAGAAAUCCGGGCGAGGAAGAUGGAGGACAGCAAGGAGAAGAAUGGAAAGAAGAAGAGGAAAAGUCUGGCUAAAAGAAUUAGAGAGCGAUGCUGCAUUUUAUAAUGAAGCCCAGAUGGUCACUCUCCUCUUCCAGAGUCCUCAAUGUUCUAAUGAUUCCUCAGAUUUUAUGUUGGGUCCCCUCAGCUCCCUCUAAACAGCCCAGGCUGUGAGAGAUGUCAUCUCCUAGCAUUUUUUGGGGAUGGGGGUAAGUUAGGGAAUAGGGGAUGUGCAGUGCUUCAAAAAGAACUAAAUUGGGGAAAAAUGAAAACUGACAUAGAAAAGCAUGAAUUCGGAGGCUAAUGGUAAAAGGACUUUUUUGCUUUUAGAAAUAACAUGUAUAUAUGGUGCCAUAAGCACAGUGAUUUUUUUUCUUUUUUUUUUUUCUUUUUUAUAAAACCUAUCAUGGGUGGUAUUCUUUUUCCCUUGUGGCACAUUUUUGUCAUUUAGUGCUUUAAAGCUAAUGUCUCAUAUUCCGGGAUACAUGUGAAGAAGCCCAUCAAAGUUUGGAUCAGUUCUGCAUUUCCGUUCCAUUUCAUUGUGGCGUCUCAGCCUUGCUUCCUUUCCAUUUUCACUACAACUCCCAUAAGCCCUAGUGUUACAUGGGAACUGGGAGAUAGAACUACUCGAGGCAACAAAAAAGUGACACUGAAAUGGAUAGGUUCCAAAGUGGCUCUAGCUGUGGUGCUUUUUCUCUGCUCAAACACUCUGCCACUGUGUUUCUGACAUGUUGAUGCCUUGAUGUCCGUUGUGAAUGUGACAAAGCUGACACAGGCCUAAUGCCCAGUCUACUCCACUUUUCCCAUCAGUAAUAUAAUAUGCAAUGUGUGUGUGUGUGUGUGUGUGUGUGUGUGGGGGGCAUGAUACAGGGACAUGCCUGAUGUGUGCAACUAAAUGUUUCAUUAUUAUUGUUAUUCAUAAGUGGACAAAAUGUGGACAAUGGGUGGACUUGGGGACAGUCUGUAGUUAGAGAAAUUCCAAAAUAUGAAUAUUCCUCCUUGAAAGAAAAUGUAAAGACGGUGUAUCCCUGCUGGGUGUCUCUCCAGUUCAGUAUGGGCUUGCUGUGUAACUUUUGUUUUGUUUUUACUGGAAGGGGUUUGGAUGUGAGAUCUGGUCUUACUUCGGUUUGCUUGUCCCAUGUUUGACGUGAUCCACGUAAAAAAGCUUUUCUUACCGAAAGCACAUUGUUCUACACAUUUUAACCUACGUAUACUCUUGUUUGGCAUAAAUAAAGUAAACUAUGAUUGAAUCUGACCAAAAUUCUGUUAGGGGCCUUUGGAAGAUGGGUGUUGGCCAUCGAUGCCGCCAUCUGUUUUGAGAAGACUACAAACCCCCUGUGGUGCAGCAUUUCAGUGUAUAGAAUUGUGGAGUUUUCUUUUGUUGCUUCUUUCCUUUUUCUGUAUCAUUAGUGAAGCUCAUUUCAUCAAUUUAAAUGUUCCUCUUGAAUCAAGUGAUGCCAAGCUUUCUCUGAGUGUCCUUUAGCUUUUUAACAUUUUGUAAUUUACCAAAUAUUUCACUUCUCAGCAAAAAAAAAAAAUUGUGUGCUUAACUGCCUUUGAUUUUCAGUAGUUAGAAACCAUAACACUAAAUUGAUCUUUGCCAUGCAGUUUGUAAGCUAUUUAAUAUUCCUUCAUAAUCUGCCCUCAAAUUAAAUAAGCUACCCCACCGUUAUAAGACAAUGGGACCAAAAGUGUUGACUUCAAACUGCAAAGUCAAUAAAUGAAGUAUCUCCUGAGUGUUUCUGCCCCGCCCCCCCCACCACACACACACACACACACACACACACACACACACACACACACA